Miscanthus lutarioriparius is the source of this 891-nucleotide messenger RNA. NCBI's taxonomy places the organism in Eukaryota, Viridiplantae, Streptophyta, Magnoliopsida, Poales, Poaceae. The record is from the annotation of a GenBank genome assembly.
AUGGGGUCCGGCAUGUCGUCGAGCAUGGCGCUAGCGCUAGCGGGGUUCUGCUUCAGCGUGCUCUUCAUCGUCUUCGUCUGCACGCGCCUCGCCUGCGCGCUCCUCCUCCGCAGCCGCCGCCGCGGGGCCCGCUCCCAUCGCGCCGCCCCCGCGCUCCCGCAGCACUACGCCCACCACUACUACGCCGACCCCGACCCGUUCCCGUUCCACGUCGCCCGCCGCCACCACCACCACGCCGCGGCGGAAGCCUCCCCCGGCCUCGAUCCCGCCGCCGUCGCCGCCUUCCCUGCCCGCGCCUACAACGCCGCAGCACGCUCCUCGCCUGAAGACGACGACGAUUCCCAGUGCGUCAUUUGUCUUGCAGAAUACGAAGAGAAAGAUAUGCUACGCAUUCUGCCUUACUGCAGCCAUAAUUUCCACAUGGCCUGUAUCGAUUUGUGGCUGGAGCGGAACUCAACCUGCCCGGUCUGUAGAAUCUCACUGCUUGUGCUUGAUGACUCUGGAAGCGAACACACUGCACCUCCUCCUCCUCCUCCACCUCCUCUAUCCAGCAUAGUGAUAAGCCCCCCAAGCUCUCCUGAAUCGUCGAGAUCAGAUCCAUGUCGCUGCCUGUUUGUCAGCAGUGGGCACUCAUCAAGGGCAUCAGAGGCACCUCCUAGGCAUGAGCCCGACCAGGAGAAUCAGGUUGUAUCUGGUCCAUCAGUGGAUGGGGCUAACAGCUUGCCGUUGUCUGAAGAUAACCCUCCUCCUGAAAAUGACAGCCAGACAGUUAGAUUUGAGGGGUUUCGUGUAGAUACGGGAAAUCAAUUCAGGUUUGUUGCUGGAAAGAAAAACACACUUUAUUCAUUCAGUGUUCAUGGUCAAAAACAGCACACCGUGGUACGCAUGUAA